AUGAAUCGAACAAAAGGUUUAUCACAAUAUUACGAAGAAAAACGACAGAUGAUUAUGAAUAAUAAUGAAGAAAACUUUCUUUACGAACAAAAAGAUCAACCAAAAGUGAUGAGAAGUAAAAAAUUUCAUGGAAUUAUAAGUACAUGCAUGCAAACUGGAAACUCAUCGAUUACACAGAAUAGUCAUAAAUAUGAUUCAACUACUAGUAGUGAACAAUCUUUAACACGUAAAUUUGUUCGUUAUUCAAAUUUUCGUCAAAGUUGCCAAGAAAAUACUUAUCCAGGCAAUCAACAUAAGUAUCAAAUAAAAUCCUCAUCAUUCCGUAUUGAACCAAAACUAAUCUACGAGGAAACAUGGUUAUCCAAUAAACGAUAUAAUACACGUGUUGCAGCCAAUAUUGAUAAUAGGAAAACAGAAACGACGAUUGAAAAAAGUAAUCAAACAACUCCGAAACGUAAAUCAUCACGUACAUGUACUUAUCAAGUAUCUAACGGACAGGUUGUUCACGAAAGAAUUUAUGCGCCGACGAUCAAACCGAAACUGUGCUUACGGAUUGCUGUCAAUGGUGCAUCGAAAUCUAUGCGCGGUCAAUUACCAUUAUCAAAUUUGAAUUUAACUAAUGGUGAUUUUGGUGACGAUGCUGGAAUGAUUGUUGAAAAUCGAGAUUAUUGUUUCGUUGGUUUGGCUGAUGGUGCUAGUGGCAAUCGUUCAUUCGGUAUAAAUCCAGCUGAUUUCUCUCAGGCCAUUCUUGCUGCUUGUGGCGAUAUUCUUAAUCAAACGAAAAUUCAACCAAAUCAACUGCCACGACUUAUUAUGUCAGCUAUGCAACAAGUUGAAGCAAGUCAUGUUCGAGGUAACACAAAUGUUUCAAUAAUUUUUGAUAAAGAUAAAAAAAAACACAUCGAUGAUUUAUACAUAGGUAGUAGUACAUUGUGUUUAUUCGCCCUUGAUAAACAAGAAAAAACGUUGACAUCGCUGAAUAUCGGUGAUAGUGGUUUUGUUAUCUAUCGAAAUAAUGAAAUUUACGGUCGAUCAAAAUGUACGAUGAAUUCGAGCGGAAUCGGACCAAGACAAUUAUUCGCUGUCAAUGGUUCACUUGGCUUACCAUGUUUCAUCAAUGAAAACGAAGUACUACGCGAUUGUUCAUUGGAUAGAGUCGCAGUUCAAAAAGAUGAUAUUAUUAUCUUAUCGUCAGAUGGUUUAUGGGAUGUAAUUAAAGCUGAUCAAUUACAACGAAUUGUAAAACGAAAUGCUAAUAACCAUUUACAAGAUUUAGCUGACGACCUUCUAAGUCAAGCAGUUGAAGGAUACCUAGCCAAUGGAAGAGAUGAUAUUUUAAUUAUUGUGUGUCGAGUUGAUUCGUCGUUAUGA
Messenger RNA from Rotaria socialis, 1371 nucleotides. NCBI's taxonomy places the organism in Eukaryota, Metazoa, Rotifera, Eurotatoria, Philodinida, Philodinidae. The record is from the annotation of a GenBank genome assembly.